UCUUACAGCUACAACCAAAAUGGAAAGUGAUAACAGAACUUCAACUUCAGUUCAACCAUCUGAACUGGAUAUUGCGGCCACGCACGUAAGAACGUUUUCUCUGGUGAUCUACUGUGCAAUAACUGUGGUUGGGACAGUAGGCAAUGGUCUGGUCAUCUACGUGACGGGCUUCAAGAUGAAGAAAACUGUCAACUCGGUGUGGUUUUUCAACUUAGCUCUGGCGGACUUCCUCUUCACAGCUUUCCUGGUUUUCUCAGCAAUCUCACUCUCUCAGAAUCAACACUGGCCUUUCGGACAGUUUAUGUGCAAGCUCAAUAACUUUGUGAGUUUAGUCACCAUGUUUACCAGUGUCUUUAUUCUGACAGCCAUAAGUUUGGAUCGUUGUUUGUCCAUCUUGGUGGUGGUGUGGGCACAAAACAAACGCACUGUCCGUAAAGCUCAAAUCAUAAGUGCUGUAAUCUGGUUGGCUGCAGGAAUCUGCAGCACACCUUAUGCGAGCUUUCGUGUUGUGGGAAACCCAACUAACACCUCAAAUAACACCUACUGCUCUUAUAAAGGACAUCGAUCGAUUUUGUAUGCAUUCCGCUUUGUUGUGGGCUUCCUCAUCCCAUUCCUUGUAAUACUUUGCUCGUAUGUGGCCAUAGGGAUCCGUACCAGGCGUCUUCAGAGGAUGAGUAAACGGAGAUCUCAGUGGAUUAUUUUCUCCAUAAUUUUUGCAUUCUUUAUAUGCUGGUUGCCCUUGCAUGUUUUGAGUUUCAUAGAAUUAAAUGUCAGUGAUGGAUCAGAAGUAAUGAGAAUUGUUCAGAUUGGAGGUCCUCUAACUGUAUGUCUUGCCUUCAUGAACAGCUGCCUCAACCCCAUCCUCUAUGUUUUCAUGUGUGACGAGUUCCAGAAGAAGCUCAGGCAGUCUAUAUUGUUGGUUCUAGAAAAUGCCCUGGCAGAGGACCCCUUGUCAUUUGUGGCAUCAUCUCGCUCCUUAUCAUGGAUUCCUAGAAAGUCUGUUUCUGCUCUCCCGAGUGGGGGGAAAGAAGAUGAGAUAUCAAUGACCUUAACAGGAAACAAAAACUGACCAGCACAGACCAGGAAAGGUCAUUGAGCACAGAAGAAAACAGCCAUAAACUGACUGAGAGCAUGGAACUAAAUCAGCUGCAUCGAAAUGCUCUGGACAAAGCUUUGAUUUGAGCAGCUAUGUAAAUAUAUGCAGAGAAAUUAAGUGUAUUUUCACUGAUUGCUUGAUUUCCCUCAUUGGUUUAUACAGUUAACAGGUGUUUUUGUACACGGUUAGCCAGACAUCCUGAGAUAUACAACAGGAAGUCUGAUAAAAUCACAGAGAAAAUUGCAAAUGUAACUGAAACCCUUGUUUG
Fundulus heteroclitus (mummichog) is the source of this 1364-nucleotide messenger RNA. Its product is annotated as chemokine-like receptor 1. The record is from RefSeq and is a predicted model, not a curated record. Gene Ontology annotation, molecular function: complement receptor activity; G protein-coupled receptor activity. Bases 20 to 1069 code for a protein of 349 amino acids. The transcript has 2 exons. Gene Ontology annotation, cellular component: plasma membrane. Gene Ontology annotation, biological process: phospholipase C-activating G protein-coupled receptor signaling pathway; positive regulation of cytosolic calcium ion concentration; complement receptor mediated signaling pathway. Lineage: Eukaryota; Metazoa; Chordata; Actinopteri; Cyprinodontiformes; Fundulidae.